GGCCCCAAAGUUUUGGCUGUAAUGUGAUCUUACUGUAAUCACAGUAAGAUCUUGGAACACAGCAUCACUGCAAAAAUAAAUUCAGAUGUGGAAAGAAACACAAACAGAAAGCAGUAAUAAUCCCUCAGUGCAUAUGUGAACCAGGAUGUGCACAGUUGGAGCAUGUGAUAAGUAAAAUGUUAUGACCAAAUUACACAAAUAAAACCUCAGUCUGAAUAAAGUGGAACUGAUCCUUAAUGAACUCCAUUUCAUCUUCAGUCAUCUUUUCAGGCAGCUUCCUCUCUGAUCUGAACCAGGUCUAACUCUAACAUCAGAAGGAGGGACAUCAUGGCCCAGGAGACCAACCGCAGCCCAGCUCCUCUGCUCUGUACCACAGGCUGUGGUUUCUAUGGGAACCCCAGCAAUAACGCCAUGUGUUCAUUGUGCUACAAGGACUUCCUACAGAGACAGAAUGGCAGUGGACGAGUGAGCUCCACAGGUUUCUCUUCUGCUGACAGCAGUACAGGAGAGUGUGUCCUCACACAGUGCUCUGACAGGACUACAGUCACUUCACCAGCAGACACAGAGUGUGGACACAGCAGAACAACAUCAGCCUCAGUGACCUCAACUGAAGAAAAUACCUCAAGAGCAAAGAGCAGUCUGUCAGCUAAUGAUUUACAAAUGUGUGAAGUCGUAGCGGACUCACCUGCAGACGCAGAAGAGAAGCCAAAAGCCAAGAAAAACCGCUGCUUCACCUGCCGCAAGAAAGUGGGCCUGACUGGUUUUGACUGCAGAUGUGGACAGGUGUUCUGUAGCACACAUCGAUACUCAGACGUUCACAGCUGCUCCUUCGACUACAAAGCUGACGCUGCAGAGAGGAUAAAGAAGGACAACCCCGCCAUUGUAGGAGAGAAGCUCCAUAAAAUCUAAAACUGUUCAGACCAUUCAUCAGUAAAUAAACAUCAACCACUCUUAUGAUGGACACCUUUAAGUUUAAUGUUCCUUAAUUCUUUUGUCAUCACCCAGUGUUUAAUACAUAAGUCAAUGAAUCAAGUCCUGUAAGUGAUUUUACACAGUCAGGUUCCUCAGCAGGCUUGUUCUUAUGUACAGUUAUAAAGAAUGCAUGUAAACUCACCAGUCAUCUUUACUUUCCACAGUUUUCUAUGCAGUUUUAUUUUAAAAAAAAGCCUUCACAUCAUCAAUAGAAAUCAGCUUUUUGUUUUAUUCUCUAAUUUAAAGUGUGUGAUGGAUCUUACUCAGUGUGUGUGUGUGUAUGUUUAUGAUGAGUGAUUAUGAGAAACAUUUACAGAGUUUACAGUAUGGGUGCACACAAGAAUGGCCAAGAGAUAUUAUGGCAUAUUUAUGUUUGUUCACAGUUUUAAAUGUUUAAUAAACUGUUCUCUGUUGU
Messenger RNA from Scomber japonicus (chub mackerel), 1387 nucleotides. RefSeq names its product zinc finger, AN1-type domain 6 (gene zfand6). The coding region runs from base 328 to 909 and encodes 193 amino acids. The record is from RefSeq and is a predicted model, not a curated record. Lineage: Eukaryota; Metazoa; Chordata; Actinopteri; Scombriformes; Scombridae. Gene Ontology annotation, molecular function: DNA binding; zinc ion binding. The transcript has 7 exons.